Molecule: messenger RNA, 464 nt
Organism: Ectocarpus sp. CCAP 1310/34
Lineage: Eukaryota; Phaeophyceae; Ectocarpales; Ectocarpaceae
Source: the annotation of a GenBank genome assembly
AGGGCAGAAGGUGGUUGGUUCGAUGCGCGCCAACUCGCGAGAGAACACCACCGUGGUCGCUACCAUCAGCGCUGAUGGUCACACCUGGGCACCAACCAUUAUCUUCAAAGGGCAACGACUUCAGGCCGAUUGGUUUGUAGAGCGAAACGGCCCGGAGGGUGCGAGGUACGCCUGCACAAAAUUUUCGUUCAUGCAGGGAGACGUAUUCAUCGCCUACUUGAAGGAAUUCCACAAGCAGCUCGGCGACCGAAUGUUGCUCGACGGAAACCCCACAUACUCUUACGAUGGACAUGCAUCACACGUGAGCGUGGAGGUAAUCAGGCUGGCCAUGAAUCUCAAAAUCAUCUUGUCACAGCUACCCUCCCACACGUCGCACAUCACCCAGCCCUUGGAUGUCGCCGCCUUCGGACGCUUUUAGAAAUCGGUGACCAGAGUUUUGGCGUCCUUCUACCACAACUCCGGCG